This is a messenger RNA of Fulvia fulva, 1011 nucleotides long. RefSeq names its product S-methyl-5'-thioadenosine phosphorylase. Gene Ontology annotation, cellular component: cytosol. Gene Ontology annotation, molecular function: S-methyl-5-thioadenosine phosphorylase activity. Bases 1 to 1011 code for a protein of 336 amino acids. Lineage: Eukaryota; Fungi; Ascomycota; Dothideomycetes; Mycosphaerellales; Mycosphaerellaceae. The record is from RefSeq and is a predicted model, not a curated record. The transcript is spliced from 2 exons. Gene Ontology annotation, biological process: nucleoside metabolic process.
AUGUUCUUCCCUCAAUCACUUGUUUCUGUACCACACUUCAGAAGCAGAAACAUACACAUUGGCUUCCGCAAGAUGGCCAACAUUGCAGACCACUACGAUGAUCCCGUCUCAAUCGCUGUCAUCGGCGGCACCGGUCUACAGUCCCUAGCAGACUUCACUCACGUAGCGACUCUCAAGCCAACCACACCAUGGGGCACUCCCUCUUCCCCGAUCUCCGUCCUCCACCACCCUUCACCCUCGACCGGCAAGCCAAUCCCCAUAGCUUUCCUCUCCCGACACGGCCUCCACCAUGAACUCGCACCCCAUGAAGUGCCAGCACGCGCCAACAUUGCUGCUCUCCGUCACAUCGGUGUUCGAACCAUCAUCGCCUUCUCCGCUGUUGGCUCUCUUCAAGAGGCCAUCAAGCCUCGCGACUUUGUCGUCCCAGACCAGAUCAUCGACCGCACCAAGGGCAUUCGACCAUUCACAUUCUUCGAGGGCGGUAUGGUUGGUCACGUUGGCUUCGCAGACCCGUUCGACAACAAGGUCGGUGAGAUUGUGAGGAAGCUAGGACACAGCUUGAAUGGUGAGGGAGUGCACCUUCACGACAAGGGCACAAUCAUCUGCAUGGAGGGACCACAGUUCAGCACAAGAGCCGAGAGCAACAUGUACCGCUCAUGGGGCGGGAGCGUCAUCAAUAUGAGUGUCCUACCAGAGGCGAAGCUGGCCAGAGAGGCCGAGAUUGCUUACCAGAUGAUCUGCAUGAGCACCGACUACGACUGCUGGCACGACAGUGCUGGAGACGUGACAGUGGAGAUGGUCAUGGGCAACAUGAAGGCUAAUGCAGAGAAUGCACGUCGAUUCGUGGGUGCGGUUCUGGACGAGUUGAGCAAGGAAGAGCACGCGUCACUGGUUGCUGCAACUCAUCUGAAGGAGCAGACCAAGUUUGCUGGGAGCAUGACUGCGCCUGCUGGUCGCAGCAAGGAGGCCAAGGAGAAGCUGGAGUGGCUAUUCCCAGGUUACUUCAACUGA